Magnusiomyces paraingens is the source of this 1500-nucleotide messenger RNA. RefSeq lists its product as uncharacterized. Gene Ontology annotation, cellular component: cytoplasm. The record is from RefSeq and is a predicted model, not a curated record. The transcript is spliced from 2 exons. Gene Ontology annotation, molecular function: glycylpeptide N-tetradecanoyltransferase activity. NCBI's taxonomy places the organism in Eukaryota, Fungi, Ascomycota, Dipodascomycetes, Dipodascales, Dipodascaceae. Bases 1 to 1500 code for a protein of 499 amino acids. Gene Ontology annotation, biological process: N-terminal peptidyl-glycine N-myristoylation.
AUGAGUGAUCAAUUCAAGGAAACCACAUCAAAGUCAACCGACGACUCUAAGCUUCCGCCUGAAGAAGUUGCCAAACGCAUUGGUGAACUUCCAUCAAAAUCUGGGAAGGCUCCUGCUCUUCAGGGUCUUUCUUUGGAAAGUCUCUUUAAGCUUCUUGCAACUGCUAAUGCCACCCCUGAUCCUGAAGAAAAAAACAAACCCAAGCCUAUGGAUGAGUACAAAUUCUGGAAAACCCAGCCUGUAGUCAAGUUUGGCGAAGAAAAAACUGAACAAGAAGGCCCCAUUGACAGUGAAAAGACUGUUGACGAUGUGGCCAAAUCUCCACGCAAACUCCUUCCUAACUUUGAGUGGUGUGUCAUCGACCUGAACGACAAGGCGCAAAUUGAGGAACUUUACAACCUACUGUACAACAACUAUAUUGAAGAUGAUGACAAUACUUUCCGAUUCCAAUACUCUCCGGAAUUUUUGGAGUGGGCACUAAAGCCUCCUGGCUGGCGCUCGGAAUGGAACGUUGGUGUUCGAAUCAAGGACACUGGCAAGCUUGUUGCUUCCAUCACCGGUAUCCCUCAAUUUUUGCGUGUUCGUGAUAAGCCUGCCCAAGAAAUGGCUGAAAUCAAUUUCCUUUGCGUUCAUAAGAAGCUCCGCAACAAGCGUCUUUCACCAGCCCUUAUCCAGGAAGUCACACGUAAGGUCAAUCUGGAAAACAUUUGGCAAGCGCUGUAUACCGCAGGCACUAUUUUGCCAUCACCUCUUUCUAUUACAAGAUAUUAUCACAGACCUCUCAACUGGACCAAACUUUAUGAGGUUGGCUUUUCAGCUCCACUUCCUAAUCAAACUCCGGCCCAGAUGGUGGCUCGUUACGCUCUUCCCGGUGAAACUACACUUAAGAAUCUGAGACCUAUGACACGUGAGGAUAUUCCUCAGGUCUCUGAGCUUUUGCACGAGUACCUGAAGCGUUUUGAUUUAGCCCCAGAGUUCCAAUCCGAAGCCGAGCUGGCCCAUUGGCUACUGGGUCCUGAGGAUGCUCUUUUCCCUGUGGAGAAUCCUGAGAAGAAGCCUGUUCAUGCCUAUGUUGUGACUGAGGACGAUGACAAGACUGUUACAGACUUUUUCUCCUUUUACUCUAUCCCUACCACUGUACUUGGAGUCCCAGGUCACGACAAUAUCAACAUUGCAUACAGUUUCUAUUAUGCCACUAAUGUUGCGCGUGAUGUACCUGCCACAGACCGUACACCAGAGAACCAAAAACCUCUUGUGUCAAGACUCAAGAAGCUUCAACAGAACGCUCUCAUUCUGUCCAAGCAACUGGGCCAUGAUGUUUACAAUGCAGUGACAUGCAUGGACAAUCCACUUUUUUUCGAGGACCUCAAGUUCUCCAUCGGCACAGGCAUUCUUAAUUACUAUUUGUUCAACUACCGCGCAUACCCGGUUCCUGGUGGAAUGAGAAAGCAGUUUUUGGAAGCGCCUGCCAAUGGCGGUGUUGGAACCAUUAUGCUGUAG